This is a messenger RNA of Daldinia childiae, 1200 nucleotides long. Its product is annotated as DNA repair protein rhp9. The record is from RefSeq and is a predicted model, not a curated record. Gene Ontology annotation, molecular function: histone binding. The transcript has a single exon. Gene Ontology annotation, biological process: positive regulation of transcription by RNA polymerase II; DNA damage checkpoint signaling. Gene Ontology annotation, cellular component: nucleus. The coding region runs from base 1 to 1200 and encodes 399 amino acids. Lineage: Eukaryota; Fungi; Ascomycota; Sordariomycetes; Xylariales; Hypoxylaceae.
AUGUCUUCGAGUAUCACACCUAAUACAGAUCCCGACGUCGCACUUGAAGGUGUUGAAAGACGUAGUUCGUCCCCAGCCAUAACGAAAGCACAACGCCGAGGAAGGCAAUCACUCCCAUCUUCACUGCCUCAAAUCAAGACGUUCUCACGCUCUCGAGAAAGUCUAAGAAGGAAGACGCGUUAUAGUUCAGUAUCAACCGAUGAAUUAGCUAGAUCACCAUUAUCUGCAUCUGAUAGGAACGAGCGGAAACCACACACCCGAAAACUUGCAAGGCAGUCUUUUGUUAAUCAACAUCCACUGGAAGAUGAUUCCACAGCAGGUCGUGGAAUCUUCGAAGGGAUGGUUUUUGCCCUCUCUUUCCAAGGGCCACAGGUUCGGAAGAACAAAGGGAAACCUACGGAUAGAGCUAAUGUUGAACGUAUGAUUCGCCAAGAAGGGGGCAAGAUUCUCCCAGAUGGUUUCGAUGAACUUUUCAAAUUUGAUUCAUUCCAAUCCACGGGAAACAACACCUCUUCUCGUGACCUAUCCAGCUCAUUAACACUUCUCGAUCAGGAUACCGGAUUUACAGCUUUGAUAGCCGACGGACACUCUCGGAAAGUGAAGUAUAUGCAAGCUCUUGCACUCGGUAUCCCAUGUUUAGCACCCAAGUGGAUAAUGAACUGCAUUUCAAAGAGGGAAAUAAUAGAUUGGUCCUCUUACCUCCUAUGCGCCGGUCCAAGUACACUUCUAGGGGAGGCUAUUCGCUCGCGCAAUCUACAACCUUAUGAUGCUUCUACCGCCAAACUAGCAGAUGUGGUAAACGAAAGACCAAAAUUAUUAAACAAGGCGCGGAUUCUUCUCGUUAUGAAGAAGACUAAGAAUGAAGGGAAGAAAUUACCAUAUGUGUUUCUAGCACAAGUGCUUGGUGGUUCUUUAGUGCGAGUUUAUAGUCUUGAGGAAGCCAGAGUCAAGCUUCGGGAUGAGGAAUCCCAAAAUCAACCGUUCGAUUGGGUAUAUGUUGACGACUCUCUGCAUAAUGCACGGGACGCUCUUUUUGGAUCAUCUACAGGAAACGCAGCUACUAGGAAACGAAAACGGCAGAGCACAGGAUCCGAGGAAACCGACCCGCCGCCGAAGAGGAUUAGGACCCUCAGUGACGAGCUGGUAAUCCAAAGUCUUAUUUUGGGUAGAUUAAUUGAAGAUGGCGAAAUGGAGGAGUAA